GGCUAGCACAUCAAUUUGGGGCUAUGCUGCUGCGGCCGCUAUGUAGCUGGGCUUCCCGAUCUCUUCGUAGGGUAAGCCCCGGAAGUCCUGGGAGCCUCAUUUCGGGCACCGGGCCGCUGUGGGCACCUCACCGCGCCUUGCCUCCGGAUAAAGAUAGAGAAAAUGAUAAAGAGAAAAAAGCAGUGGUUUGUGUUGAGGGCAAUAUUGCAAGUGGGAAGACAACGUGCCUGGAAUUCUUCUCCAACACAACAGACGUCGAGGUGUUGAUGGAGCCUGUGCUCAAGUGGAGAAAUGUCCGAGGCCACAAUCCCCUGGGUCUAAUGUACCACGAUGCCAGUCGGUGGGGUCUCACACUGCAGACUUACGUGCAGCUCACUAUGCUGGACCAGCACACUCGUCCUCAGAUGUCACCUGUACGGUUGAUGGAAAGGUCAAUUUACAGUGCAAGAUACAUUUUUGUAGAAAACCUGUAUAGAAGUGGGAAGAUGCCUGAGGUUGACUACGUGAUUCUGUCUGAGUGGUUUGAUUGGAUCAUCAGGAACAUUGAUGUCUCCAUUGAUCUGAUAGUUUAUCUUCGAACCACUCCUGAAAUCUGCUACCAGAGAUUAAAGACGAGGUGCAGGGAAGAGGAGAGAAUCAUUCCGAUGGAGUACGUCAGUGCUAUUCAUCGCCUCUAUGAGGAGUGGCUGGUCACUGGUAGCCUUUUCCCAGCUGCGGCCCCUGUUCUGGUGAUUGAGGCUGACCACAACUUGGAGAAAAUGUUAGAACUCUUUGAACAAAACCGGGCCCGAAUAUUAACUCCAGACAAUUGGAAGCAUGGCCCGUAGGACUGGACAUGGCCGCAGUCUACAUGACAGUGUCAGGAGUAGUCCAGAAGGGCCACAUUAGCUCUUUAGAAGCAUUUGGAAGAAUCUACUCUCAGGAGCGUCUGUUACCUGGUCAGAUCUAUUUUUGUUAUGUUCUUUUCAUUUUGGGACAGAUGGCUUUUGUCAUCAGAUCCUUGCAGCACACAUUCCCCCUGGUACCCCACCUGGUGGCUUCCUGAGACUGAAACCCUUCGCUGUGUCCCUGGUGGUGGUCUAGCUGCUAUGCAUCAGGCCACUCAGUGGGCCAAGGGAGCAGUCUUCCAUCAUAGGUAAGGAUUUGAAGGUCGGAGAGGUGCAGGGACUCUUCAAGGUCAUAUAGCCAGUGCAUAAGGGAGCUGGCACCAUCAGACACCUGGCUUGGGCUGCCUCCCCCUGAGCUGUUUCUGUUUAGGCCUGCUGUUCUGAGCUCCAGCCCCCCAUGUCUUUGUGAGAGGAGCUGGCAGAAUGUGGUCUCUAUCACAUUUCACUACUGGGCAAGGUUCAAGGAGGAUCGACAUUACUAGUCUUUGGCACGCCUCUGUUAUUUGCCCCAAGCCCAGUGUUUCCUGGCAUGAAGGUGCUGUGGCCUCUACUAUUUUGUCAUCUGGAUCUCAGUGUCCAUAGGGGAAUCCCUCAUUGGCCUUUGGAUGGUGCCAGUGUCAUUGAGGAUGAAGGCCCUUCCCAGACUGCUGCCAGUUUUUGUCAUUCUGUGUCAGAAAAAAGACUUUUGGGACUUGGACACUUUGCCCUGUGCUGAGUGAGGCCAAGGGCAGCCAGCUGGGCUUCGCAGGCCCCAUCACUCUCUCCUGUCCUUGUGUGAGGAACAGGGCCCUUGGAAUUACUGAGUGUUUGUGCCCCAGGGAGAGAGACAUGGUGGCUUUAACUCUUUUGAAGUGUUUUUCCAUCUGAGCGGAUGUCUUGGACCACAGAGCACAAAGCCAUCUCUAUUGGAUCAGAAAAUAUCUCAACUUUGUGGGCCAUAAUUGCACACUGAAGGUGCAGCUGCUGCUUGAACCAGUCGAGACCAAGAGGAAGCCAGACUGUUCCUCUGGGGGACAGUGGGACUGGGACCCAGUCAGGGCUUGCAAAUAAAGGCAUUUAAAGUCUUGCAGCUCUUGACUUUCUGGAGUUGAUGGAUGCAUCUGGAGAAGACUGGAUGCAGACUCAGGGAAAUACAGCAUGGUAGGCUGCUGAUGAACGUGUGUCUCUCCAUAGGUGCCUGGUAAGCCUGGCGGCCUCAGAGAGGGCCAAGAGUCCAGCUGUUGCUCCUUCCUGUUUGGACCAAUUCUUGGGCCCUUUGUGUAGUAGGAAGGAAAGUGCUAAGGUGACCGUCCGUCAGUACCUGCAGUCUAACAGGGAUAAACCAUAAACCCGAGAAAGGCAGGAACCUUUGUACCAGCAGUCUUGACAUCUUUCGAAUUUACAAAUUGGCAGUCCCAGCACUUGUCCCUCUGCUUAAUGAUAGCACGUGUUUUGGGAACAAAUGUGACUUUUCUCUUGCUCUAUGGUAGCCAAUAAAUUCUACAUCUAAACCCUGA
Molecule: messenger RNA, 2383 nt
Organism: Peromyscus californicus insignis
Lineage: Eukaryota; Metazoa; Chordata; Mammalia; Rodentia; Cricetidae
Gene: Tk2
Product: thymidine kinase 2
Exons: 10
Coding region: 24-827 (267 amino acids)
Biological process (GO): nucleobase-containing compound metabolic process
Cellular component (GO): mitochondrion; cytoplasm
Molecular function (GO): deoxynucleoside kinase activity; ATP binding
Source: RefSeq, a predicted model, not a curated record